Messenger RNA from Staurois parvus, 527 nucleotides. The record is from the annotation of a GenBank genome assembly. NCBI's taxonomy places the organism in Eukaryota, Metazoa, Chordata, Amphibia, Anura, Ranidae.
CGGUGUCCUGCUUUCACCGGCCGUCUUCUCUCCCUCGUCUGCAUUCUCUGGUCAUCUCCUGUACUAUGUCCGCAGUCUCUGGCCAUCUCCUGUACUAUGUCCGUAGUCUCUGGUCAUCUCCUGUACUAUGUCCGUAGUCUCUGGUCAUCUCCUGUACUAUGUCCACAGUCUCUGGCCAUCUCCUGUACUAUGUCCGCAGUCUCUGGUCAUCUCCUGUACUGUGUCCGCAGUCUCUGGUCAUCUCCUGUAGUAUAUCCGCAGUCUCUGGUCAUCUCCUGUACUGUGUCUGCAGUCUCUGGUCAUCUCCUGUACUAUGUCCGCAGUCUCUGGUCAUCCCCUGUAUUGUGUCCGCAGUCUCUGGUCAUCUCCUGUACUGUGUCCGCAGUCUCUGGUCAUCUCCUGUAGUAUAUCCGCAGUCUCUGGUCAUCUCCUGUACUGUGUCUGCAGUCUCUGGUCAUCUCCUGUAGUAUGUCCGCAGUCUCUGGUCAUCUCCUGUACUAUGUCUGCAGUCCAUUGGUUCAGAAUCU